UUUUUAAACUUACCUGCGUCAUGCUUCAUUAAUUCUUCUCUACGCGACGAAGCGUGUAAAUACCCAGCAAGUAAGACACGGAUGGCGGUCGACAGAAGAUAGGGUUGUUAGAUCACAGGACUGUCAUCAUGACUAUGGAUCUUCUGCUGUUACUAAUAGCCUGUCUAUUGUCGCUAACGAUUUUUCCCGCCAAGUGUCUGAGGCUGGAUGGAACACUUUCAACCAAAGAGGACUGGGAAUUUUUAGCAAGAUUUUGUUUUCUUUCAAAUAAAGGGUCUCUAAGAUUUGAGUUUGAAUACCCAGUGGAAUAUAAAACACAGAAUGUAUUGCUGUACUUUGAUGAAGCUAGUCAGUGGGAAUCUGUAUAUAAAAAAUCUUUGUCAUGUGAUCAAAAAGUUGCCGUAUUAAAUCCUGCUAAUAACCAGAUCAUAGCUCUCUCAACGCUUUACACCUGGUCUGGGUGCAAAGAGGUCACAGAGAAUGGGGUCACAAAGGUCAAAUGUACUGGAGGUCGAACAUUCAGGUCAUCAAGGGAACGGUGGUGGUUCAUUGCCAUAAGUCGCUGUGACCCAGGAACGACGGGAACUGUUGGUUUGAACCUAAAAUACUCACUACAUAUGACCAAUGCUAAAUCUGAUGAUAUCCUAAGGCAUGAAUUCUCAGCUGAUGAAUUUUAUAUCCUGCCCAUUGAUAUUUCCUUUACCAUUAUGUAUGCUUUAGUUUUGGGUGUGUCCAUAUUGUUUGCACACUUGCUGAGACAGAGACAGUUGUUCCACACGACGUACAAGAUGUACAUGGUGUCCCUGGGACUCUGGACCUUCAGUCUUAUGUUAUACAGUAUAGCUUAUGGAAAGUACGCCAACACUGGUUAUAAAGAGUCAGGAACGGAAUAUGCAGCUCGAGGCUUUGGGACUCUGAGUUACCUGACCUUUAUAUUGCUGUUGAUUCUGAUGGCCAAGGGUUACACAAUCACCAGAGGAAAGCUAACAUCAGCCAGUACAAUAAAAAUCUCUGUCUUCUUUACCCUGUAUUUUGUCACCUUUGUGAUCCUGUUUAUCUAUGAGGCUUUGGUGUUUGACCCAGGUGAGGUGCUGUACCUGUAUGAGAGCCCCCCUGGGUAUGGACUGAUCACUAUGCGCCUGCUGGGCUGGGCCUGGUUCUGUUAUUCUGUGUUCUUCACCCUCAAACAUUACAAGUCAAAAGCCAUGUUCUACUAUCCAUUCUUCAUCUUCUACACUGUCUGGUUCUGGCUUGGGCCCAUCACAUCACUGUGUGCUGCUUUUGCCAUAGAUAAGUGGAUCCGAGCUAAGACCAUUCAUAGUGUAAAUCUCUUUGUCGAACUUCUUAGCCACUUGUUCUUUUUAAUACUGACAAGGCCACAAGCUGCCAACAAGAACUUCCCUUACCAUGUCAGAACAACACAGAUUGGGUCGUUAAUGGGGACAGGGGACAGUGAGUUGGACAGCUUCAGUUCUCAUCCCUAUGCUGAAGACUCCAUGAGUAGAAGGACUUCUGUUGACUCAAAAGGCCCGGAUUUCUCUGGCCUCUUUAUAACGUCCAACUCUCGCAGUACAGACAGAUUGGUGCCCAAUGAAAGCUUCAGCGAAUUCCCAGACUCUACUAUCAAAGUAGAGAAUGCUGCUCCUCCUUCUUAUAAUACUGUUAUGAGUCCUAGACGACAUAGUGAUAAUAUCGUACGUCGACCCAGCGGAGCAGUGCUGCCACCUAUUAGGCGUAAUACAAUGACCUCUACAUCCCUGGGGUCAGACAUGUCCUCGGAACCUUCCUCACCUCAAGGAACGGCUGCCCUCUUCACCAUUGGAGAAAAAUAGACAUUUUGAUUAUAUGUUAACACUAAAGGUAUUAUUGAAAAGCUGUGUAAUUUAAAAAGGAGACUGCUCUUAAGAACGUUGUUACCUGAAUAGUAAAGCUGAUUUAUCAUCAGAGAGAGAAUUGAUGGCUGUACAUUGUUAGCCUAUCACUAGUAGUUCAUUGUACAGAGAGUCACUCAGAUGAGCUAUAAAAUAAAUGUACAACAAACACAAUAUGGCCUGCUUAUUGCAAUUUUUAAUGAGAAAGCAAUAUAUGUUGAAAAAUGGGAAUACAGAUACUUUCCAUUAUCCAUUUCUUAAAUGCCUGUUUAUUGAUAUUUUAUUUGGAAAUUUCUCACUGGGAAAAAAUAAGAAACAAUGAAUCAUGUAUUUCCUAGAAAACUAUUUGGGCAGGUGUUACCAAAGUCUAUAAUAAUCACAGUCUUGUGUGAUUGGUCAAAUUAAUUGGUCAAGUUUGUACUCACCAAUGCUUGUCAUAUUAAUGUAUAUUCUUGAUUUGAUUUGAAACAAAAUGUAAAUUCUUAAAAGAUAGCUGGUACAUGUAAAUGAAUGCUGUAACAUACUGCAGCUAUAUUCAUAGGAAUAUUUUUAAGUAUUCAUUGUUCCAGAUGAUAAAUUAGCAAUGAUUUAAGGAAAAAUUAUUUUUUUUUUGGAACUGUACAGGGCAUGCCUUUUUUUACAGUUUUUUUGUGGAGUUGUAUUCUUUUCCAUUGUUUACCUUUGUUAUGGGAUUUUUUUUAAUGGACUUUUUUUACAUUACAUUUACAAAUCUUUGAUUUUGUGCUUUUAAUUCCGUCCUACAUU
Saccostrea echinata is the source of this 2636-nucleotide messenger RNA. Its product is annotated as transmembrane protein 145-like. Gene Ontology annotation, biological process: response to pheromone; G protein-coupled receptor signaling pathway. Bases 129 to 1832 code for a protein of 567 amino acids. The transcript is spliced from 13 exons. NCBI's taxonomy places the organism in Eukaryota, Metazoa, Mollusca, Bivalvia, Ostreida, Ostreidae. The record is from RefSeq and is a predicted model, not a curated record.